AUGGCUUGUGUGGCUGUACUUUCUCUUAUGAGGACAAUGGAGCUUGAGUUCUUGCAGCCUCACCCUCGUCCAAUUCUACAACAAAAUGAACUGCUCAUCCCUCCCAACAUAGAGUUGAUCCAAUCUCUUAUUGAGUUAUUUGAUGAGAAUAGGACUGAUGGUGUGGAGGCAAUUAAAAACUUGGAAACCAGACUCAGAGAUGUAGCUUUCAGAACUGAAGAUGAAAUUGAACUCCAAGUAGUACAUCUUUAUGAGGAAGAGGAAAGGGAUACUCGUGGAUGCUCAAUGCUUUGCCAAAUUGUUCAUCUGGCAAAAACUUUGCCUUCUCUCAGACUUCGUCAUAUACUGCAACAAGCAAUAGAAGACAUUGAUGCCAUCAAAGAAGAGCUGGUGAAAGUGAAGGAGGAGUAUCAGUUUUCCAAAGAUCUACACGGAAGAAAUGUUGCCCUUCAUGUUUUACCAAAGCCUGAUGAUGAAGUUAUCACGAUGGCUCAUUCUUCCCACCGUGCUUCGCACUCCAAGGAAAUAAUGGUUGGAAAACAGGAUGAGUUUGAGAUUAUAAUGGAGAAGCUAAUCCAACAUCAAUCCAAGCAGCAAGAAGUUGUCUCAAUUAAAGACAAAAGCAGUGAUGGGGACCUAGCAUUACUACUCUACCAAAGUUUCAAGAAGUGUCAAAGGUACUUGGUUGUGAUGGAUGACGUAUGGAGCAUAGAGGCAUGGUAUGCUUUCAAAACUUGCUUUCCCGAUGAUGGAAAUGGUAGUCUAGUAUUGUUGACAACUCGCCUUGCAGAGGUGGCUAAUCAUACCUGCUCCAAAGAUGACUUUUCUCAUCAAAUGCAAUUGUUAGAACAAAGUGAGAGUUGGGAACUAUUUAAUGAAAAGGCACGUAAAUCUCGCGGUGCUGAAUUUGAAACGAUUGGGAGACCAGUAGUUGAAAAAUGCAAAGGACUGUCUUUGACAAUUAUUGUGGUUGCAGGCCUUUUUUCCAAACUCAACAAUCUAGAUGAGUGGAAGAAUACUGCCAAUGCUCUAAAUUCUUCUUCUGCAACUACUCUAGAUGAUGAAGAAUGUUCAAGAAUAUUCUUAUUGAGUUACAGUCAUUUGCCCCACAACUUGAAAGCUUGUUUUUUAUACUUGGGAAUUUUUCCAGAAGAUCACGAGAUCAAUGCUAAUCAACUGGCAAGGUUAUGGCUUGUCGAAGGACUCGUAAAGGCAUUUGAGAAUGAAAACUUUGAUGGAGUGGCUAAAAGGUACAUUCAAGAACUUAUGGAUAGAAACCUGAUAAUUUUAAACAAGCUAAGCUGUUGUGGAAGAAAAGUGAAGAGGUUUAGGAUGCAUGAUUUAUUGCAUGCCUUUUGUGUGAAAGAAGCUCAAAACGAGAACCUUUUGCAUGUUGUUCAGAGUGAAAAUAGUUCUUAUUAUCCUCAGAAAGGUUUUCUCUGGUAA
Messenger RNA from Ipomoea nil (Japanese morning glory), 1446 nucleotides. RefSeq names its product disease resistance protein RPP13-like. The transcript has 2 exons. Gene Ontology annotation, biological process: defense response to other organism. Gene Ontology annotation, molecular function: ADP binding. The record is from RefSeq and is a predicted model, not a curated record. NCBI's taxonomy places the organism in Eukaryota, Viridiplantae, Streptophyta, Magnoliopsida, Solanales, Convolvulaceae. The coding region runs from base 1 to 1446 and encodes 481 amino acids.